Messenger RNA from Symbiodinium sp. CCMP2456, 1434 nucleotides. The record is from the annotation of a GenBank genome assembly. Lineage: Eukaryota; Dinophyceae; Suessiales; Symbiodiniaceae.
AUGGCUCGCAGCGUCGCUAUGAGACGAGUUCUCUUCCUGCUUUGGGUGGAUGUCGUGGGCAGCUGCUUCGUCUCCCUCCCAGGGGCCAGAGAUGAAGCACCCUUCAGUGCCGAGGAGGAGGAGAAGCUGUUCCAGCACUUCCUGCGCAAUCUCAACAUCAACGGGACUGGGGCCGUCAUCGCGUCGCCGGGGGACGUGCCAGCCCUGGUGGUCUGCUGCAACAACCGCGCGCCGCAGCCCUACUACUUCCACUGGACGCGGGACGCAGCGCUGAGCCUUUCAUCGCUCAUCUCACUGGGCAGGAAUGAUUCCCUUCCCAUCAUGCAGUCCUUCGUGGCACGUCUACGCCGUCAGCAUGCUCGGACCGUGGCUUCGGGUCACCUUGGGGUUUCUGCGGCAGAGGAAUCCUUUUUGGAGCCGAAGUGGACCUUGUCCGGCGCACCUUACGAAGGCGGCUGGUGCAGGCCACAAACCGACGGCCCUGGACUCCGUGCUCUUACACUCCUCCGCGCGGCCCCAGUGCUCCCGAGCAUGUCGAAAGACCUCUGGGACUUAGCCAGCCUCGAUCUCGACUGGCUUGCCGCGAAUCCAAACAUGGACACGUGCGACCUCUGGGAGGAAACUCUUGAUCGGGACUUCCUUUGGAAUCGGGCGGUGACACACGCGGCUUUGGUGGAAGGACGUGCUAUGGCCUUGCAGCAGGGCGACGUCAAGCGGGCCGAAAGGUUUGCUGCUGCGGCUAUAGCACUGCCUCCCACGGCGAACCACAUCGGAGAGGCCGAAGGUGGAACCUUUCUGACCAACUGCCCGGCAGAGAAUCCCGGGCCAGCAUGCCAGAGGUACGACAAGGCUUUGGAUGGUGCCAUCAUCUUAAGCUUGGUACAUGCCCAGGCCACGAAAGACACAGGAGCGCAGCUCCGCGGCAGCACCGGAAAGCUGCCUUCCCCAAGUUCAGCGCUGGCUGCGCGGAGUGCCUCGCAGCUUGCUGCCCUGUUCUGCCGGAUCUACCCGGUCAACCGCAAAGACACGGAAGAGGGCGUUCCUGGCGUACUCUUCGGCCGCUACGAGGCCGACCGCUACGGCGCCAACAACGAGGGUAACCCAUGGAUCCUCAUCACGGCUGCUCUGGCGAAUUUGCUCUACAAGGCAUCUGCGGAAGCCUCGGAGCAGGCGAUGACUGAGGAGGCUGCAGCAGCCUGGGCAACCUUCCUUGGCCAGCCAGGUCCCGCGAGUCCGGCAGACUUGGUCGCUGGGGGCGAUGCUGUGCUUCUGCGGAUUCGUCAUCACGUGGGCAGUGACCUGCGUUUGCAUGAGCAAAUCGACCGCCACACCGGGCUUCAGUACAAUGCCAAGGACCUCACAUGGAGCUAUGCUGAGGUCUUGGAAGCACUUCAGUCCCGGCGGGUUGCCGUUGCAGCAAGGAGAAGGCUGUAG